Molecule: messenger RNA, 1581 nt
Organism: Drosophila willistoni
Lineage: Eukaryota; Metazoa; Arthropoda; Insecta; Diptera; Drosophilidae
Gene: Dph2
Product: 2-(3-amino-3-carboxypropyl)histidine synthase subunit 2
Exons: 2
Coding region: 74-1504 (476 amino acids)
Biological process (GO): protein histidyl modification to diphthamide
Molecular function (GO): 2-(3-amino-3-carboxypropyl)histidine synthase activity
Source: RefSeq, a predicted model, not a curated record
UUACAGCACUAUUUAUAGUGUGUUGUCUCUGCUUUGUUUAUUUUGCGUAUUUUUUUUUUUAAGAAAUUGAACCAUGACAAGUAACGACGUAGGAUCAGCGUCAGCUUUCUCAAGCUCAGAGACGGCAGCUCUAGAGCGUCAGACGGAAGUGCAGGAUGACCAGGUGGUGAGUCUCGAACAGAUCUGGAACGAGAGACACAAAAAAGUUAGCAGCGGUUGGAUACGGCAAAAUGGUUACCAAAGGAUCUGCCUACAGUUUCCGGAUGACUAUUUGCCCCACAGCAAUGUCAUCAGUGAAAGUCUGAAGGCGAUUUUGGGUUCGAGUGCCAAGACUUUCAUUCUGGCAGAUACAACAUAUGGCAGCUGCUGCGUAGACGAAAUAGCCGCGGCUCAUGUAGAGGCAGACAGUGUAAUUCAUUUUGGAAAUGCUUGCCGUAGCAAAGCCAGCCGGCUGCCUGUCCUGUAUCUGUAUCCAGAGCUACCAUUGGAAGUGCGCGAGCUGAUUAAUAACCUUAUCGCGUUGAAGGCAGAGUGCACAGAACGUGAAGUAUGUAUAUAUCUGGAUAUUGGCUAUCAGCAUUUAAACGAGGAGCCGAACGAGGGCGACAAUCUCUGCAGACAAUUAAAGGAAGCACUGCAACCAAAAGAACUCCAUGUGGACGUCUAUCCAUUGCCAGCAGAGGAUGCAUCUGCUUUAAAACCUCUAUCGGAGUCAGCUGGUGAACGCAUUUGUGUCUUCGUGGGUUCAGAUAAUCAACGCUUUGCCAAUCUCUCGCUUACCACUCCGGCCUUGCAAUGGCACAUCUUCGAUGGUGUUUCCCAUACACUAAGCGCAAAGAAUCCAUUGACAGCCCAAUACAUUCGUAGACGCUACUAUUAUAUAGAGAAGUGCAAGGAUGCCCAGACAUUGGGCUUGGUUGUGGCCACUCUUACAGCAGAGGGAUAUCUCGAUGUGGUGGCCCGACUACAGUCUAUGGCUAAGGGACGUGGUAUAAAGACACAACUCCUUUCUGUGGGCCGCCUUAAUCCAGAGAAGUUGGCCAACUUUUUGGAGAUCGAUUGUUUUGUUCUCAUUGGUUGUCCAUUCAAUAACAUGUAUAAUUCUAAGGACUAUUAUAAGCCCAUUGUCUCUGUUUUCGAGGCUGAGAUGGCUCUAAAUCCAGCCUGGCAUAUGAAGUAUCCCGAGUCAUAUGUGACGGACUUCAAGAGCUUGCUGCCUGAGGGUCGCGGCUUUCUUCCGUUCGACGAGGAGGCUCUGUUUCAAGAAGAUCAACAGGAUGUUAGUCUCGUAAGUGGCCGGAUGAGAGGUGGCACAUCUCAGGACGACAAUUCCGCUUCUCUGGCUGUUGCACCGCGAGCCAAAAUGGAAUUGAUGACCAAUAAUACUGGCUUGAGCUUUGAAGAUCGCACCUGGCAAGGCUUGGAUCCCGCCUUAGGGCAGACAGAGCCCGCCGCCGUGCAGCAAGGCCUUAGUGGCAUACCCAUUAAGUACUCACAUCAAUAAAACAAAAAUAUUCCUACAAACAUAAACAGAAUUCAAAGUCGAUCAAAUAAAUAUUGGUUCACACAUAUUUUUUUAAA